AGAUGUCAGCGCCCAUGAAAAUGUGAAGUUUUAAAAAUAUUUUAGAUUUUUUCUUCCACAUAAUUGUCUAAAGCAAUAGCUUUGGUAGAAGUAAGUGUAACUAUUGAAACAUAAAUGUGAUUGACAUGAUGACAUCUUUGAUGACCCAAGCUAGACUUCUCCAAAAAUACUCCAAGUGUUUCAGGGAUAUUCCCCAACAUUAUGUCAGAAAUGUGACGAGGACUUUAGCAACACACUCAACUACUUACAAGGCUCUAGUAUCAAAAUCAACAAAUAUACAUAAGAAUCUCGCAUUUGAGCAAUAUUUAUACUCAACCAUUGACUUUCAUCAUACUAACCUGUUGUUUCUGUGGAGGAAUGACCCGUGUGUUGUGAUUGGACGUCAUCAGAAUCCCUGGGUCGAAUGUAACAUUGGUUUUCUCCAGGAGCACAAUAUAGCUCUGGCCAGGCGUCAUAGUGGCGGGGGCACAGUGUACCAUGAUAAUGGGAAUCUCAAUUGUACAUUUUUCACAGCACGUAAUGGAUAUAAUCGCAAGAGAAAUUUGAAUCUUCUUGUGGAGGCUAUAACAAAGUCAUGGGACAUUGAUUUAACAGUAAACGAGAGGGAUGAUAUCAUUCUUGAUGGCUUAUAUAAAAUCUCAGGUACAGCAGCUAAGCUAGACAAGACUAAGGGCUACCACCAUUGUACCCUGCUAUUCAAUGUUCAGGCAGAUACCCUUCAAGAGGCACUUAGUGCUACACAUAUUGGCUGCAAGAGUAAGGCAACUGCGAGUUUUCCUGCCAGAAUUGCCAACUUAGCAGAUGCUGACAACACCAUUACAUAUGAAGCCCUCAUAGCUUCAGUUGCUGAACAAUUCCUUGCUCAAAAUAGAGAAAAUCAGGUUUAUUCUGCUGAGUGGGUUGAUCCUGGAAGUAUAGAGGGUUGCAAAGAUAUCAACAAAAUACAAGAGGACUUACAAAAAUGGGAAUGGGUAUUUGGAAAAACGCCACCUUUUCAUAUUCAUAGACAAUUUAGGAAGGACUUUAAAGGCUACUCAAGUCAUGUUCAGAUACAUCUGGACAUCAAAGCAGAGAUUGUCUGUGGACUUGUGGAGAAAAUUCAAAUCAACAUGAAAGGAUUUGACUCAAAGAAUAUUGAAGAAUUCAUCAGAGUUUUACACCAAGAGUGUAUUGGUUUGCAGUUUAGAAAGCACACAUUGGAAUACAAACUUAACGAAUUGUUAAAUACGAGUCACAUGUAUGAUGCUGAUAUGGAAAUUGGCAAUUGGAUAAUGAGCUGUAUACUAGAUAAUGUGCAAUAAAU
This is a messenger RNA of Owenia fusiformis, 1303 nucleotides long. The record is from the annotation of a GenBank genome assembly. NCBI's taxonomy places the organism in Eukaryota, Metazoa, Annelida, Polychaeta, Sabellida, Oweniidae.